Molecule: messenger RNA, 1831 nt
Organism: Vicia villosa (hairy vetch)
Lineage: Eukaryota; Viridiplantae; Streptophyta; Magnoliopsida; Fabales; Fabaceae
Exons: 8
Coding region: 32-748 (238 amino acids)
Source: RefSeq, a predicted model, not a curated record
UCAGGUAGUUAAGCAGAAGUGCAUUGUUGAAAUGGUAGUUUACUCUGAUCUCGACCAAGCCUUGGCGCUGGCCUCUCUUCCCGGUGACGUUGACGGUUACAUUUCCAUUUGCGGUUACGGUUCCCUCCUCUCCGAAAAAAGUGCCAGAUCAACUUUUCCAAAUCUAACUAACUUCCGAACUGCCAGAUUAAACGGUUUCCGACGUCUCUUCUCCAUUGUAGGAGCUAUCUUCUUCACUCAUGGCAUCGCCAACCUUAAAACUCACGAAAUUGCUGGCCUCUCUGCUGAGCCUUGUGAAGAUGAAACAAUUAUAAUUACUGUUUUUGAUAUUAACAAAACUGAGAUUCCAGCAUUUAUCCAAAGAGAGCGUGGAUAUAGCUUUUUACCUGUUUUUCCUGAAUCAUUAGAUGGAAAGCCGUACACCAAUCCAGCAGUUCUUUGUGGAUCUUACACUGAUGAGGAAUUCUUUAAAUAUAGAUGCCCUGAAGGAAAGGAAACAUACUUUCGACAAUAUGGAGAGUAUAAGAUCCAUAAGAUCUGGCGGGAUGACGCAUUACCUUGCCGUGUUUAUCUUCGACAUUGUGUCCUAGCCGCAAAAAGCCUCGGCGAUGAGGCUUACAAUAACUUCUUGGACCAUACCUUCAUUGCUGAUCGAAAAACAACAAUACGCCAAUACUUUGAGAAAACGGGCACAAGCAUCAUGGAAGAAGAGCCUCCCGAAUCAUUAAAAACACGUUACGGGGGCUGAUCAGAUCCAAUAGUACUCCCCACACUUUGGAUAUGUGAUAAAUAGAUGAUUGCUUUCUUUUCAAGGAUCACAUUAGAAACAUGUCCAAUACUGAUGAGUGUGGAUCAUAUGCGGCCAUUGCAUGGUACAGCAGCCUAGCACGUACAGAAAACUAUGUAUAGAUUCAAAGAUUGUGAACUCCCAUUGUUGGUUAUAAUAAUUCGUAUGUAAAUAAAUAAAUCUCAUUUAGAAGCUGCCGGUGCCAGUGUGACUGAGAAAUUUAAUGCAGGACCAUUUAGAGUUUUGUCAUCGUAAAUAAAAUUGAAUGCACAAAGUAUGCACAACCACAAGCCUAAUUCAUCUCAAAACCACAUACCCAAUAACAGCUAGACCGUUAAGACUUUUGCUUAAGGCCUAGCCUCAUUUUGUUUUUACUACAUAUACUUAGAGAUCAUUGAUCAAACUUAUGAUUUUGCGAGGCAUUCUCUUUAAAUUUUCCAUUAAAUUUUAACUUUUUUAAUAUUGAUUUAACGAUCGAAAAAAAUACUGAAUGCAUUAAUGUGGCAAAUUGGUGACAGUGGAAGUAAGGAAUAAUGGUCCCCGAAAAUUUGUCAAACUUGUUGUCUACUCUCCGCCACAUAUUAUGGUGGCCAGUUAAUGCAAUCUUGUCUCUUCAAGAACUCCCACUUGUUGCAUAUACAUGAAGAGAUGUCUUGAAAAAUUACAUCCAAAAAAUUUGACAGAAAAAAAUGGAAAUCUCUAAAACCAGUGAAAUUUCAGUGGCAACAAAACCUGACUAUGAUAGAGUAAGCGAGCUGAAAGCUUUUGAUGAAACAAAAGAGGGUGUUAAAAGACUUGUUGAUGCUUCUAUCACAAGCAUCCCUCGCAUGUUCCAUCACGAAAUUGAUAAAGAUUCAGCUUCAUCUUCAUCUUCAAGUAGCACCACCAAACUUGUUGUUCCUUCUGUUGAGAUGCAAUGAGGGACUCGCAGCUGUUUGCCAUUACUAUCCUUCCUGUCCACAACCGAAUUAACCUUUGGAAUAACCAAACAUACCGAUAAUGACUUUAUCACCGUGCUUCUACAAGAUCAUAUCGGUGGCCUAC